Molecule: messenger RNA, 4800 nt
Organism: Bactrocera oleae (olive fruit fly)
Lineage: Eukaryota; Metazoa; Arthropoda; Insecta; Diptera; Tephritidae
Gene: abd-A
Product: abdominal A
Biological process (GO): negative regulation of transcription by RNA polymerase II; anterior/posterior pattern specification
Cellular component (GO): nucleus
Molecular function (GO): RNA polymerase II cis-regulatory region sequence-specific DNA binding; DNA-binding transcription factor activity, RNA polymerase II-specific
Source: RefSeq, a predicted model, not a curated record
CACAUUUAUUUACUCAUUAGAUCUUCUUUCAGAGAAAUUAUAUAUCUCUUUUAUUUUAUUAUAUUUUUAAAUUUAUUUUGCUGUCUACUAACAAAUGCUCCGUAAUAGCUGUCUAUACUUAUGGUCAUAUUUCUAUUUGUUUCAUAUUUUCUUUUCACUAAUAUCGCCUUGGUAUUUGCAAUUAGUAGACAAAAAUUAAUUCUAUCUGUUUUUUAUUUUCUCAUCUUCCACAAUGUAGUUUACUAUCUUUACAAAUUUGUCCGCCGACUGAAUAUUACUGGCUUUAUAAAUGAAAACACUUAAUAUGUUCCAUAAUUUGUUUUAAUAUAACGGAUAUUUUACCUUAUUACAAAUAUUCCUUUUACAAAGAAAGUUCAUUUACUUAAACUAGAUUAAAUCGGAACCGUCAGGGUGAGAAUCGCAUUCAAUUCUUUCAAUUUAUCAAAUCAUGUUGGAAAAGGUUACUGCUUUUUAUUCGGUAUUUUCUUGUCUUAAUUUUAGCAGACUGAUCAUUUUUAAUUAUAUGGUGCUAUAUAUGAAAAAUAUAUUUCCUUCUUUGUAAUACAGAGAAAAGAUCAGUUAUUGAGUUAUUUUGUUUUAAUUACAAUAUCACUUAAUUUACUUCCGUAAUUUUUGGUUUGUUUUAAUGAAAGCUUAAGUUAAAAUUCGGUUAUCUCAUAUUGAGAAAUACAAGUUCGUACAUAAAAUUUCCAUUAAAUCGAAGCUAUUCCCUAAAUUUUCGUUCAAUUCAAAUUAUGAAUGAAAUUCGAUAAAUACUAUGAAAGCAUUUAGCAUAAACUAUAAGCAAAAAUAAGCAAAUUUAAAGACCGAAAACGCGAGGCAAUAAAAUAAUGUGCAAUGUCAAAAUUUGUUUUCGAUAGUAUGCUACCGAAGUAUCCACAGUUUCAGCCAUUUAUCAGUUCACAUUUAACUUCAACCUCACAAAAUUCGUCAUCAGCAGCUGUUGCCGUCGCCCUCGCCGCCGCCGCAGCUUCUUCUACGGCUUCCGUUAAUACAUUAGCCAAUAGCUUUACCAACAACAACAACGGCAUUAACUCCAACAGUUACCAUAGCGGUAAUCACAUAUCAUCUGUCGCCGUCCACUCAUCGUCUUUAUCGCCAUCGACGCCUAGCGUCAAUAUUAGCAGCAGUCAUUUAAACCAGUCGUCCAACUCACCGGUGUCCUCGUCUUCGCCGUCGUCAACUACUUUCGGAACCCUUUCAACUCAACAACAGCAAUUGCAGCAGAACCACCAACAUCACCACCAGCAACAACAACAUCACAACCAAUAUUCUUUGUCGGCCGCCUUACAUUUACAACAGCAACAACAACAAUUACAUAUAAAUAAAUUAGCUGCCGCUGCUGCAGCUGUCAGUUCGCAAAGUGGUAACGGUCUAGGUCAUACUCACAGCAUUCAACAGCAACAGCAACUGUCCCAUCAGCAAUUGUUGCUCACACCCCCUUCUGGAACUAACUCCCAAACAGGAGAUAGCAGUUGCUCACCCUCGCCCUCAGCCACGUCAUCUUCGCUGCAUCGCAGCAUCAGCGAUCACUCACCCACCGCCGCAUCCGCCGUCGCUGUUGCAUCCGCUGCAGCUGCCAGCACUGUAGCAGCAGCAGCAGCCGCCGCCGCCGCUGCCUCUUCAUUUGCAAUACCUACCAGUAAAAUGUAUCCAUACGUAUCAAAUCACCCAUCAUCGCACGGCAUCUCUGGCAUGCCAGGCUUUUCCGGACUGGAGGACAAAUCAUGCAGCAGGUACACAGACAGUAUCAUGAACAGUUACCAAUCAAUGAGUGCACCCACCUCUGCAUCUAGUUUUGCGCAGUUUUAUCAACAUGCCGCUGCUGCGUCAGCCGCCUCUGCAGGCGCUGUUGGUGUUGACUCGCUCGGAAACGCUUGCACGCAGCCAUCAUCUGGCGUUUUGUCCACAGGCGGCGCUGGGCAGAGUAUUGCAGAUUUGCCAAGAUAUCCAUGGAUGACUUUAACAGAUUGGAUGGGAAGCCCCUUUGAGAGAGUCGUCUGCGCAGACUUUAAUGGUCCUAACGGUUGCCCACGUCGACGUGGCCGUCAAACGUAUACACGAUUUCAAACACUUGAGUUGGAGAAGGAAUUUCAUUUUAAUCACUAUCUAACCCGUCGGCGACGAAUUGAAAUCGCCCAUGCACUUUGUCUUACUGAGCGUCAGAUAAAAAUAUGGUUUCAAAAUCGACGCAUGAAAUUGAAGAAAGAACUACGUGCCGUUAAAGAAAUCAACGAACAGGCCCGUCGCGACCGCGAAGAGCAAGAAAAAAUGAAAGCUCAAGAGUCCAUGAAAUCCGCCCAGCAAACCGUCAAUAAACAGGUGCAGCAACAGCAGCAGCAGCAACAGCAACAACAACAACAACACCAACAACAGCAACAGGAUCAUCAUUCGAUCAUUGCACACAAUUCAGGACAUUUGCAUCACUCCGUCAUCGGUCAGAAUGAUCUUAAACUAGGUUUGGGAAUGGGUGUUGGUUCAGGUGUGGGAGUGGGCGUAAGCGGUGGCAUCGGCAGUAAUUUAGGCAUGAUGAGUGCGCUCGAAAAGAGCAAUCAUGAUUUGCUCAAGGCUGUAAGUAAAGUUACUUCGUAAAUUCAUAAACACAAAAGCAUUAAUUGCGAAAUUAGCAGCUGCGCAUGCAAACAAAGCCGAUUGGUAGUGAGUGCAGUUAUUACAGAUAUGGCUAAUAUAUGACACAAUUUCCCAGAUGGUCAUUGACUUAGUUUUGAUAAAAAAGGAAAAUCACAAAUACUAAACGAAAGAUGAUAACUUAAAUACGUAAAACAUUUUACUUAGUAAUUUAGUUACAUAAGCCUGAAAACUAUAAAUAUAUAUAUACACUAUACUUAAACCUAAAGUAUCAAAUCAGAUAUUUAUAUGUAUCUGCAUAAAUAAUUGUAUAUACAAAUAUAUACAUUAUAUAUAUGUAACACAUCAGUACAUGCAUGCAUAUUAUAAGUAAGGUGUUUAAAUUUAUACAUACACAUACACUUAAGCUUUUUAAAAUAAUCAAGAAAUGAGCAAAAGAGAUAUGGGAACACCAGAGCGCAGUUAGUCAAAAAAAAAAUUGGGGAGAGAUCAGAGCAUUUAAAAUUUUGUAAAUGGAAUUAAUGAUAAUUAGCCGUAAUGAUAAAUUAUUGAUACUUCCUUAAUUUUCAAAUUUACCUUACGUAUAAAAAUAUAUUUGCAAUAAUAAAAUGAAAAACCAGCAACUUAUUAGAAAUAUUCUCUCGACUCCCUAUGAUAUUUCAUAUUCCAAUAAAUAAUAAUAAUUUAUAUUUUCGCAAAAAUUUCUCUCCAAUGCCAUAAUUUAGUGAUAAUGAAUUGAGUAAGUAAUAUAAUAAUGCGCACUAAAUUGUAUAUUGUAAUGUAAUGCAAGUUCUUUGCAAUUAAAAUCUCAUUAAUGAUAGAAACACCAUAUUUCGGUAAGUUAUAGUUAUGCGAUAUUUAAAACAUAUAUUGUUGACUGCGUUGGUCUGCAGCAUUGACAGAACCAUGAUUACCAAAACGAAAGAAACAAGAAAACAUAGAAACUAGUAUACAUUUUAGCCAGUGACUAAAUAUAAAACUUAGAACUAUGCUUCAAAAAUUUUACAAGAAAAACAUCUAGCUACACAAAACAAAUAUAAAGUAACUGAAGACUAUGUUUUAUAAACAUAUGUAGCAAUUAAAAGUAAACCUUCUUAAAGAAAUAACACAGUUACAUGCAUAUAUACGAUAAAAUAAAUUUGUGUAUUAUACUGCAACUUCACUUAGAUAAUUCGUUGGUUGAAUAUACAGCAGUAAAGUGUGUUAGUAAUGUAAUAUGAAAACAGUACGCAAAUACAAGUGGUUAGCAAGGAAUGACUCAAUAUACGUAUUAGAUUUAAGCCCAUUAAAUAUGUAAUGAUUGAAUAUACAUAUAUUAAUUACUAAAAUAAUGAUAUAAAAUUUGUGAAUAAAUAUGAAAGCCCACACAAAGCCACUGUAUUAAUCGUCUUAUCAAUAUUUGAAACUGAAAUCUGCAAAAUAAAUAAAUUCAUAAGUGUUAAAUACGUAACUGAAUUAAGUUGAUCGAGAACACACUUAUAUUUGUAACAUCGAACAACAGCAAAGCUUAUAUGACGUUGAAUUCUCUUAUGUGAUUUAAAUAAUAUAUGAGCACACAUACAUACAUACGAUUAUAUGACUAAUUAAAACUAACUGAUUUGAUUGUUUCUACAGAAAUUGACAUACGAUCGGAAUUUAUAUUAGUAAAUAUUAAUUGGCUGAGACAUCACCUUUAUACUAUGUUACGGACUAUCCGAAUUUCAUUAUUACUUAACAAGUGGAAUAAUCUACGACAACUUUCGAUCGAUACUAUUGAUACUUUCCUAUUACGAGAGACUUUUUAUAUCAUAUAUAAGACAAACUUGGUAUAGUACAUGGGCUGCUUACUUUUCUUCCAUUUUUACAUUGCUUUAACUAAGUGUAAUUGAAAUAUGUUCAUUUAUUUGAUUAUAUAAAUAAUUUGUGUUACUUUUAAAUCAGUUUUCUGUUAAAUUUAGUAUUUUUAAGGUAUCUGGAAAGUCUUAAUUAUCUUUAAAUGAUAUGAUACCACCAAAAUUAAUAACUUUUAGUUAAUUUUGUUAACAAAUUGAUACGCGAUUUGUAAAAAUUGUAUAGUUUUCUUUAUGAAAUACAAAUGAUUCAGAUAUUACGAUUUCUGAUGUACAUGAAAGUCCAGUCAGUAACUCUUUGAUUCAUCGAAAGAAAUGAGUGCAAGAGUAUAUGCAAUUAAAAAAUAUAUAUUUAAAACAA